Postia placenta MAD-698-R-SB12 is the source of this 609-nucleotide messenger RNA. RefSeq lists its product as hypothetical. Gene Ontology annotation, biological process: microtubule-based process. The transcript has 4 exons. The coding region runs from base 1 to 609 and encodes 202 amino acids. Gene Ontology annotation, cellular component: nucleus; cytoplasm. The record is from RefSeq and is a predicted model, not a curated record. NCBI's taxonomy places the organism in Eukaryota, Fungi, Basidiomycota, Agaricomycetes, Polyporales, Adustoporiaceae.
AUGGCAGACGCACCACCGACGUUCGGAUACGCCGAUUCUUUCACACCCACUCGCACCCGGAAGAAACGCAGGAUCAGGCUCGGGAAGGACGCCCUAUCACCUGCCGUCCUCCUGGAUCGCGCCACGGAGGAGCUUACGGCAACCGACUGGCUGCGUGAUUGCAAACAGCUCCUCCGCGACGCGCUCGCCUCCCUGCGCCUCUCCGCGCAUCGCGUCCUGUGCCUGGGCCUAGGCAGCCCCGCCGCAUCUCGCGAUGCGCGCGCGCAACUCGCGUUCCUCCUCGCUGUAUGCGACGACCUGAGCCUCGACCGCACCCACAUAUCCGUGUACGACCCCGUUUUCACCGCGGAUGACACGCGGCUCCUGGACGCGCUCGGCGUCCACCGCUUGGCCGAGAACAGGGCAUGUCGCUUUUUUCAGCGCUUUUUGCUUCCGUAUCCAGGCAACUCGCGGCGAGCAGGCUAUGCUGUCGACGAGCCCACGAUCGUCUUCAUGCCGCACUGUGACCUGCACCUUUACGAGAACCUGUUCCGUGAGAACUGGACGCAAGCGCGCCUGCCCAACCUGGUCCUUAUCGCGAACCGUCUAAGCGAGUACGCCGAAAAGUGA